AUGAUGCAAGCUGAUAUUUCGUUCGAAAACACGGAGUUACGAAAUUCUGAUCGCGUUAGUUUUCGUGAAACUUAUUUAGAGAAAGAUCGUUUUGCAGAAACUCAUUCUUUCAUUGUUCAUUAUUUAAAUGAACAGAAAAAGAUAAAAAAUAUCACAUUCAACUGUGCCAAUGAAAUCAUCCAACAUGCGUUCGCUUGCUUUGAUCGAUAUCAUUUCAACGAAAACAACGCAAUUCUGACGUAUUUUGACUCCGAUGAAAACUUAACUUUAUUAACUACUGUGCCCAGUCCUCUUGAAGACGGUCAAGCUUGGAAUCUUUAUAUCAAAUAUGUUUCUCCAAUCUGCUUCAUGUGCAGUAAUCCAUUUGGUAUCAUCGAUGAAGAACUUCUUUUAGAAUGCCCAAAUGAUAAAUGUAGCCAACAGUACUGCAGUUCAUGUGUGAAUGCUAUUCGGGGAGCUUCGUGUCAAUAUCCUUUUGCAUGUGCUGAUUGUAAACAAAAUGUAACUCCGAAACGGAAUAAACUAAUCGAGGAGUAUUUAAUUUGGCCAAAUUUGGGAAAGUUGUAUGGUACACGAAGUUUACUUAGUUUAAAAAACAAAUCUGAUUCACUCUGUUAUCAAUCUGUUUUGACAGAUAUUAAACUUCGAUAUACUCAUCUUCAGUCUCGAUUAUGUACAUUCAGUCAAAAAUUUCGUUCGAACUUUCCUCCGAGCAGUAAGGACGAAGAAUUGGUUACCAGCGCUGAAGAUAUUUGUCAGAAAUUAACAAUUAUAUUAGCGAAAACGGAAAGUUUGAAAAAGGAGAUCGGUGCUCGUCAAACAACGAUUUCCUUGACAUUGGAAAAGUAUAAGAAAGGAAUGAAACAUUUCGAUGACCUCUGUGACAAGAUGCUGACUACCAUUCAAGAAAUCGAAAAUGUACAAAUCGACACAGUUAAAGAGUACCAUAUGGAUGAACUCCAGGCACUUCCAUCCGAAUCGAAUAUAUUUUCGAUUGAUAAGAUUCUCGAUGAUGUUGCUUUCCGUAGUGAAUUAAUUUGGCAAUAUUAUGGCAAAGUGAAAGUGUUAUUUGAAACACAUUCUUUGGAUAAGCAACGUGCAGCGAAGAAUUUCGAAAAAGUCGAGAAAAUGAUAAGUAUGCUAAAGGAAAUGAAAGAAACGUUACUUUUCUUUCGUCAGAAAUGCGUUGAUGUAUCACUCUUGAUAGAUGAAUACUUCUCAUUAUUAUCGGAUCAAACAAUACCGAACAUUCCCAAUUCUCGAUUUAUUCUUCUCAUGGAACGACUACGUAUCCGAAUCGAGAAAAUUGAAGUAGCUUGUCUGUUCCCUCAAACAAUACAACUGAUGUCCGCAUGGGAAAACGAUUACGGAAUUGACGAUAGUUUCAAACCGAAACUAAUCGAUCUUUGUCAAGCCGUCGAAAACGAUAUUAAAACUCUAUACGAUGGAACUAACUAUACUUGCUCGAUUCCAUUUAAAAUCGGUGCUAUUGGUGAUACAAGUGCUGGCAAAAGUGCGUUGAUCAAGACUCUUUCCAAUACCGAGCACACCAGUGUAACAAUUCUCUCACAGCGAAGCACAUUUGGUUAUUUACAAAUUGAUACUGUUUUAGAAAAUCCCAAAUCAAAGUUGCGUGUACCAUUCAGCUUCUUUGAUAUCGAAGGAGCGAUCGACAACGAUCUUGAGCGAGCUCUUAUCAACUAUUUUGAUAUUAUCACAAAAACAGAUUGUGAUCUUUAUAUGAUUGUGUAUGACAAACCAUUGACUGCUUUUAAUUUACAAUGUUUUGAUUAUGUGACAAAUGUGUUACAACGCAAGUGUAUUUUCGUUCGAAGUAAAUCCGACAUAUUAUUCAGACAACUGUAUCAAGAUGAGAAUGGACAUGAGUACAACAAAGAAUCUUGUCGUGAUGAUGUGGUCAAUGUUGAUAAUGUGCUUCGAAAGAUGCGUACGCAAGCAAAGAUCACUUAUAAAGAUGAAGAAUUAUUCCAUCCCGUUUUUUUAACAGCUGCUGGUCAAAAUAAUGAUUUGAACGAGACAAAAGUUGGUAAAUUUGAUUUGGAAAAAGUGAAACAAAUGAUAUUCAGAUUAGCUCUGAACGAUUGCCGAAUCAAACGUAUCUAUAGACUUGCUGUUCUUCUAUCCAAACAUAUUGUGAAUACCUGUUUCCGUCGUGGUUAUGCGGUUUCGCAAGGUUCAUAUCGAUUAUUAUCUGCUGGGUUAAGCAUAAUUCCUUUUGCUGAUGAGAUCUCCAACUAUAUGGGCAAAAACAAAAUCUGUCAAGCUCUCGGUGCGUAUGAUAAUUCAACAGCGGCGAAUGCGCCUUUUCAAAAAGAUCGUGUACAAGAGUAUUUAAUCCAACACAAAUUCAUAAUUCCCAAAGGCGAACUCAAAUCAGGUUGUUUUCAGUAUUUAAUCGCAAAAGAUUCCGAGACAACGAAAUCGGUGGCAAAUGAAAUCAUGGUAACUUCGAUAUCAUCUGAAAAUCAAACAGAUAACAGCAUGUAUCGAACACGAAUUUCUUCCGCGAGUGUCACUCUUGCUAGUAUGGCGGCGAUACGAGUUUCAGACGAUGUCAUACGCGCGACAGUUCCAGUUGCUGUAGGUACAGUGAGAGCCGCAUCUGUUGUUGGCAUUCUGACCGGUGCUAUUCUCACUCCUGUUAUUGCAACUUGGGCAUUCGUAAACACUGGAAAAUGUAUGAAUAAUUAUCUUCAUCAACUCUGUGAUGACUUUCAAUGUGUUCUACAAUACUUUAUCGCUAAUGUGUGCAAUCAAUCGUGUCGACAUAUUCAAGCAAUGUUCGAUGCAUCAUUUUCAAACGAUGAAUAUUCGUCCUCCGACGAGGACUAA
Messenger RNA from Adineta ricciae, 2853 nucleotides. The record is from the annotation of a GenBank genome assembly. NCBI's taxonomy places the organism in Eukaryota, Metazoa, Rotifera, Eurotatoria, Adinetida, Adinetidae.